AUGACUAGUUCACAAAGAAGCAUCGCAGACAGCAACUUCAUAUCCAACCUCAGCAUACAAACAUUACGGAUUCGGAUGUUUGUGUUUGAAGGGGUGGCGGCGCUGACGUCGGCCUCCGUUGCUGCACUGUACUUUUGCCAGAAUAAGCUGCUAUACCCGUCCUGGGCACAAGGUGCGCGGAACCACAUUGAGACGCCCGCAUCGAGAGAUCUACCUUACAGCCACGUUCUGCUGACUUCAGAGGAAGGUAUUGAAAUUGAGGGAUACGAUAUCAGGAACACGGACGAGGACUCGACUUCCACAUGUCUGAUACUGUGCCCCAACGCCGGUAACAUUGGCUACUUCAUCCCAAUCAUGGAGACUUUUUACAAAGAGAUGGGGAUGAGCGUGUUCAUAUUUUCCUAUAGAGGCUACGGUAAGUCGUCCGGAUCCCCGACAGAGGAGGGGAUCAAACGGGACAGCGACUGCGUUAUCGACUAUAUAACCAAGGAUCCCUUCCACAGUAAGAAAAAUUUGGUCCUGUACGGUAGGUCACUAGGUGGUGCUGUCGCUAUAUACAUUGCGGCGAAAUACCCAGAAUUGGUGUCAGCAGUGAUACUGGAGAACACUUUCCUCAACGUCAGGAAAGUAAUACCUUAUUUUUUACCGUACCUGAAAUACGUCGCCAAUUUCUGUCGCGACAUGUGGGACUCUGAAACAGAAAUUGAGCAUACUUCGCACACGACACCGUUCUUGUUUUUAAGCGGAUCUAGAGACCAAAUAGUUGACCCAGCACAUAUGAAGAAAUUGAGAGAUCUCUGCCCCAGUAGAGACAAAGAGUUCCAUGAGUUCCCAAACGGUUUCCAUAACGACACCAUAUCUGAGGAAGGCUAUUGGGAUACUGUGAAACGGUUUCUAUACGAGAGAGAUCUCAUAUCAAAGAGCUGA
Molecule: messenger RNA, 927 nt
Organism: Huiozyma naganishii CBS 8797
Lineage: Eukaryota; Fungi; Ascomycota; Saccharomycetes; Saccharomycetales; Saccharomycetaceae
Product: alpha/beta hydrolase
Exons: 1
Coding region: 1-927 (308 amino acids)
Cellular component (GO): membrane
Molecular function (GO): palmitoyl-(protein) hydrolase activity
Source: RefSeq, a predicted model, not a curated record